This is a messenger RNA of Actinia tenebrosa (Australian red waratah sea anemone), 1356 nucleotides long. Its product is annotated as peroxisomal membrane protein PMP34. Gene Ontology annotation, biological process: transmembrane transport. Gene Ontology annotation, cellular component: peroxisomal membrane. Gene Ontology annotation, molecular function: coenzyme A transmembrane transporter activity; FAD transmembrane transporter activity; AMP transmembrane transporter activity. Lineage: Eukaryota; Metazoa; Cnidaria; Anthozoa; Actiniaria; Actiniidae. The record is from RefSeq and is a predicted model, not a curated record.
UUUUUCAAUUUUUGUACAAAAUCCUUGGAUUUUGGGAUGGUUUUGUAUUAUAAUCGUAAAUAUUUCAAUCCUUCAUAAUGACUGUGUUCUCAAAGACUGUUAAUUUUAAUGAUUUGGUACCUCUAUUGCCGUAUUUGGAAAUCCCUUCGUCUUUGAAGUCCGUGUUUUCGUUCAGUAACCUUGUACAUGCUUUGUCCGGAGCUGUGGGAAGUGUUACGGCAAUGAGCGUGUUUUAUCCACUGGAUACUGCCAGAACGCGACUACAAGUUGAUGACAAAAGAAACUCCAAAGGCACAAUUUAUGUUUUGAGAGAAAUAGUACAAGAUGAAGGAUUAAUGUCUCUUUACCGAGGAUUGGGUCCAGUUUUGUUCAGUCUCUUUUGCUCCAACUUCCUUUAUUUCUACACAUUUAAUAGUCUCAAAGCUAUAUUUCUUAGAAAUAGACAUGCAUCAACCUCGAAGCAAGAUUUACUUUUUGGAUAUAUUGCUGGUAUUGUGAAUGUUUUGGUAACCACACCUCUGUGGGUGGCAAACACAAGAUUAAAACUACAGGGUGUCAAGUUAAGGUCACAAAAUUUGGAAAGCAUAGCCACACCUAAAUACACUGGAAUUAUAGAUGGUAUAUGUCGCAUAAGUAAAGAAGAAGGUCUGGGUAGCCUGUGGAAUGGUAUUGGGUCUUCUGUAUUUCUUGCUGGGAAUCCUGCUAUCCAGUUUAUGGUUUAUGAGAGUAUUAAAAGGUUUCUAAGAAGAAGUGGGAAAACGAAACUUUCUGCAUCAGAGUUCUUUUUGAUUGGAGCAGUAGCUAAAGCUAUAGCAACAGUAGUUACUUAUCCACUACAGAUUGCGCAGUGCAAACAAAGGGCUGGCUAUGAAAGAUAUAAACAACACAGCAAUCUUCUUUCUUUAUUGGCAAAAUUGAUAAGGGAGCAAGGCAUUCUGGGACUGUACAAGGGUCUUGAAGCUAAAUUACUACAGACUGUAUUAACUGCUGCGUUGAUGUUCCUUGCUUAUGAAAAGAUUGCCGCUUUUAUAUUUGCACUGGGUAGAAGAAUUAAAUCUUAAAAUUGCACUCAAAGCUGGCCUUUAAUCAAAUUUAGGACUAUUGAUAUUCAAUAAACAUUUAACCCCCUACUUUUUAUUGUUCCUUUACUAUAAUCUAUUCAUUUAUAAUCAUGGAAUUUAUGGACUUAUGUGACUACACUGCCUGUAUAUUGACAAAAUUAAUUAUUUAACUUAUUUCUAGGAAUACAUCUGAAUAUUUAACAUUAAAUAAACAUCGGCAACUACAAUCAUCGAAAUUCCUUGUGGAUGUGAUUUUAAUACUAGUGCCAUAGUGAUAAAGUGCUGUUCAUGAAAA